Messenger RNA from Cucurbitaria berberidis CBS 394.84, 2532 nucleotides. RefSeq lists its product as uncharacterized. Gene Ontology annotation, molecular function: telomeric repeat DNA binding; protein binding; telomerase RNA binding. The coding region runs from base 1 to 2532 and encodes 843 amino acids. NCBI's taxonomy places the organism in Eukaryota, Fungi, Ascomycota, Dothideomycetes, Pleosporales, Cucurbitariaceae. Gene Ontology annotation, cellular component: telomerase holoenzyme complex. The transcript has 5 exons. The record is from RefSeq and is a predicted model, not a curated record. Gene Ontology annotation, biological process: nuclear-transcribed mRNA catabolic process, nonsense-mediated decay.
AUGGCCGCCAACACCGAACAACUUGACAGGCGGGCGAAGGCCAUCGAACAGGAGCUCAACAAGCGCGCCGAAGACGGAUCCUCGUGCGCCGAGCUGGCUGUCGUACUGCAAGAGUACCGUACCGCCUGUGAGACUCUCACCUUCGCCAAUUUCGAGUACGCCUCGGCCCACGAAAUCGAACAAAAGCUCUGGGCGGCGCAUCUGAAGGUCAACGCCAUUUUCAGGCAGGAACACAAGAUCCUCAAACGCUCCAAGGACCACGUUGUGGAGAUUAGGAAGUUCCAGAAGCUCUAUCUCCACUUCAUAAAGGCCAGCCAGCGCUUCUACCGCCAGUAUAUACUAAACCUCGACGCCCAGUUUGACGGGCUGCCAGAGCUGCGCAAGAUUGCACAGAAGUGGAAGGAUGAUUCUUCCAAGACUUCCCCGCGCCCGCGCAUCCCCGCCACACUGAAAGACCAGGUCCUUCUCUCCUGCCACCAGACCCUAAUUCAACUUGGUGACCUCUCGCGUUACCGCGAAACGGAGCUUGUCGAGAAAGACAAGGAGCGCAAUUGGGGGCCCGCUAAAGGAUACUAUGGUCUGGCAGCCGAGAUACACCCGGACUCAGGCCAUGCGCAUAACCAACUUGCCGUCAUCUCCCGCGAGGAUGGCGACCACUUCCGCUCCGUCUAUCACCUCUAUCGCUCGCUUGCAAGCAAGUCGCCACACCCACAAGCCAAGGCAAACCUCGAGGUCGAAUUCAAGCGAGUCAUUGCUGCAUGGGACAAGGGACAAUUAAUUAACAAUCACAAAUCCUCUGACACCAAUACUGCUGGCCGCGCCCUUAUCGCUUGGUUUAUUCGCUUGCAUAGUAGAAUCUACAAGGGCGAGGAAUUCGCUGCUCACGAAGAACUGGAAGGUGAAGUGCUAAGUCACUUGGCCAUCGAGCUCAAGGAGCGUCCCUUGGAUUCCAUCUUGACAAAGAUCAUACUUAUCAACCUUGCUGCUGAGUAUUUUACGACUGUGCAGAUGCGGGCUACCAAUCCGCCUGCAAACAUCCUGCGAACUUAUUUUUACUACCUCCGACUCAACGUUAAGACAUUCUUUAUUCUGCUCCAAGUACUCCAGCCGGAAUUAGAUCGCCUGUCUGAGGGCGACGACGUCAAGCACCAGAAUAGUGACCGCACCACACAGCUCUCGGACAAGAUCACCGCUGUUGCCCGUCGUAUCCUUCCAGGAUUGCGCUUGUAUAGCACAUGGUUUUCUCGUUACUGGCAAGUGCUCCACGCAAACAUCGCCAACACUCUGACCACCGUUGAUGUUCAGGAGCUAUGGAAGGCCUACGCUGCAACGUUAACCCUCUUAGCUUCGAGCUUUCCCGUCGAAAAGCUUCCCGAUGAGAGUUACAUGCUUGAAGAAGAUACAGAUACCAUUGGCUUCCAGCCACUUAUGUCACCAGACACGCUGAAACUAUGGUAUGUUGGCGACACCAUGAAGCGAAAAUGGACUGAUCUGGAGCGGAACCACCCAAACGUCGAGAUGCUUAUGCGGGUUAAAGACUUACUCAUCGAUGGCCUUCUCUUGACACAAAAUGCAGAUGUCCCUUUAGACCUGGCUGGCUCGCGCUUCAUCUAUCGUGAAGAAGGCCUGCCGUCAGAGCUUCUGGCGAGCCCAAGUAACAGGGCCGAUGGUUCUCCUGUCCUUCCUGUACAGGCAGUAGACUUACCCCUGAUCCCCCCGGAAAUCUCGAUUCCCGAAGAUCAGAAGUCGCAUAGCGUUGCGGCAGCCUCUGAUUCGGCUUCGACUGCGCUGGCUAAGGACAAUGCGAUGCAUCGUAUGGUGGACGACCUGGUUGGAGCUGAUGAUGGUCUGGAUCCAUUGGUGGAAGAAGAUGAGGACAUCCCUCCGACUCCGCCGGAGCAGACUUUCGAAGAUACUACCGUUGUCAACGACACCACCUUUGCACCGGCUCCGUUCUCUAUCAGCGAGUUGGUGAACUCUGUGAAGAACUAUAAGCCCCUGUCUCCUGCUCCAGGUGCAGCGAUGCUGUCUACACCUAUGGGUAGAACUGGGUCUACCUCUUCAGUACGCCACGCGGCCAACCUACCCUCUCUUCCAGAUGGCCAAUGGAACUCGCCUUCAAUCUGGAAUCGGCAGUACAAUGACGCGCCAGGACCUUCGUCUCCCUCCAUGAUGACAGGUAACGGACUUGGGAACGACCUCCGCAGGUCGCCCAUGAAUGGCAUGAGUCCCGGAAUGUCUGGCCAUGUCCGUGGUGAUUCUGCGAACUCACUCCUGGGGGCAGAGGCCAUGACUCCUAGCACCGCCAGGGCACCACGACCUAUCAGUGGUGGUUUGGGUAGUGGCGCGGCUUGGGGAAACUCAGGCGGCAGCCCUUCAAACUGGGGAUCGGUGUACGGCAGCAACUUCAAUGGCAACCAACACGGAUACACGAACGGAGCUAACAUGGCGAGCCCGUUGCUCUUUAGCUCAUACCAGGACAAUGCGCAUAGCUCCUGGGGACGAACUCCACCGAACGGCCAAGGCGGUUGA